Echinostoma caproni is the source of this 1236-nucleotide messenger RNA. NCBI's taxonomy places the organism in Eukaryota, Metazoa, Platyhelminthes, Trematoda, Plagiorchiida, Echinostomatidae. The record is from the annotation of a GenBank genome assembly.
AUGUCUGCCAAACGAUCCCUUUCAGAUCACAAUCGGCUGUCUGGCCCAAACCUGCGUCUGUCUGUUACAAGUUUGGCGACGGAGAUGGGAUCUCCGAGGAUACAUUCCGGGGAUUACAGCGACGACACAAGUGCCAACCCGCCGACUAUCAGGACUCGUCUACCGCAAAUCACAUUCACGGCUGCGCCGUCAGUACAGUUGGAACCGCCACCGCGAUUUGAAGCGGGAACCAAUUUGACACUAUGGCAGAUGAAGAUGCAAAGAUUCCUGCGUCGAGUGCCGACAGAAGAACACAGCCUGUGUAUUCUGGAUCUUUUAAGUGACCAGGUACAAGAAUUACUGAUCAACGAGAACGUGGACGAGGAAUCCCCCCAGAGUCAGGUCAACCAUCCCUCCCUCCGACAUCAAUACUGGCGAAGAGACCAAAAACCAGGGGAGUCGGCGAAACAGUACGCAGACGAGCUUGGAAUAUUGGUCAGCCGAGGGUUUCCUGAGAAGUCCAAGGAGGUCCAACGGGAGGUUGCUCUUGAGCGGUUUCGAGACGGACCGUUAAAUCCCGUCGCCAAGCGCGAGCUCCAAGGCCGAGCCCCCACCACUCUGGGAGAAGCGGUUCGUAGAGUGGAGACAUUUGACAUUCAGAGCCUGGUCAGAAACGAGGCGCAAAGACGGUCAGAAGAGCCAAAACAAGCGAGCAGCUCGCAGGUCAACGGCCCCAGAUCCGAAGCACGAGUCCCCUGGCGCACCAAACCCCAGAGAAACGGUGGAGCGGCCCGCAGGUGGCAACAGCAGGAAUCAAUUGAGUCCCCAUUGUGUUCUGUUUCUUUGCCGAUUAUACGUGGACCAAUGGAAUCACAGUGUUUUCCCCUACUUCUUACUGUUGGUCUCAAAGGUGAGUAUGUUAGUGCUUUGGUCGACACAGGAGCCACUUGUAGUCUUAUCGACGUAGAUCAGUGUCAGAUUCGUGAGUCAAGCCGAGAUGGCUCUCGAGUGAAAGCCGUCAACGGGGCCCCUCUCCAAACCUGGGGCUGUCUGGACGUCGAAUUUCAGAUGACGGGGACCAAAGUCAAGCACCCCAUGGUGGUCGCCUCGAAUCUGCCAUGGAAGAUGAUAUUGGGAAUCGAUUUUCUGCGCCAUUUUGAAAUAUGCCUCGACCUGUGUAAGAACAUUCUAACCUUCGACGGGAAAGUAAUUCACAUGGGAUCAGGCGAAGCAAGCGAGGAGGAUUGGGCACUUUAA